This is a messenger RNA of Hevea brasiliensis (rubber tree), 2897 nucleotides long. Its product is annotated as tip elongation aberrant protein 1. NCBI's taxonomy places the organism in Eukaryota, Viridiplantae, Streptophyta, Magnoliopsida, Malpighiales, Euphorbiaceae. Gene Ontology annotation, molecular function: protein binding. Bases 853 to 2805 code for a protein of 650 amino acids. The record is from RefSeq and is a predicted model, not a curated record. The transcript has 8 exons.
ACUAAGAAAUAAAAUCUCACUGCACGAAGCCCCACAGUCCUCCCAAAGAGCCUAGAGAAGACACAUUUCUAGAUCGACGUCAAUAACCCUAACCCACCUUGAAAAUUGGGUGGAUAUAUAGAGAUUGUGGAGAGCAAGAAAAAGAGAUUGGUGGGGAGAGAGGGAAAGACUUCCCUUUCAUCAAUACCAACUGUAUCAUUCAAGCAAAGAAAGGAGGGAAGGAAAGAAAACCCGUUGUGAGUUUAGCAGAAAGGAAAAGUUCUUUCCUCCACUCCUAAUAAGCCUAUUCUGUCAAAAUCCUCAUACCUUCAAACACCUUUCGCAUUAUUUCCCACAACCCAAUGCUCCCACAUUUCAUCAUUUUCAGUUAGACAAGUGAGAAAAGUGAACAAACAAAAUACUCUCUAAAAACUAUUUAUCUUUUAGAAAUAAAAAAAAAUUAUGCAUGAAUUUACAUGAAUUGUGUUAUAUUCUCCAACCCCAUCCAGCCAUAUAAAUGUCUUCCAUUGAUGUUUCACUAUUUGUACCGUGAAGAAUUUUCUUUCUUUCUUUCUUUUUCUUUCAGGAAUAUAUAUUUUUUAGGGUGGCAUAAUAAGAAGAUUAAUUAAUAUUGGAGAGAAAAUUGUUCUUUUCACUACAGCCUCCUGUUGAUGUUGGUUGCCACAGUGAUUGAGACUUGAAAGCGCCCAUCUUUUCAUGUCUAUUGACAUUGAUAGUUGAUAUAUCACUUGGCUUGUUCAUGUCCUCUUUUGACCCUUUUCUUCGUCAUUGUCAAGUACUACGUUGAACAAGAACAGCUAAAGUUUGAGCUUCAGAAACAGAAAGACUGAGAAAGAGGAAGUGAGAGAUAUAAUGGGUUCUCUGCGGAAUGAAACUGCAAGGAAGAAAGCAAUGUGGCUCUCUCCUAAGGUGCAGGGAUUUAAUCCACCAGAGAGAUGGGGGCACUCUGCUUGCUAUUCUCGUGGAUUUGUUUAUAUCUUUGGGGGGUGUUGUGGUGGUGUGCAUUUCAGUGAUGUUCUCAUGCUAAAUCUUGAUACUAUGUCCUGGAACACUCUGGUAACUACUGGGCAAGGACCUGGCCCGAGAGACAGCCACAGUGCUGUUCUCGUAGGGCGCCAGAUGUUUGUUUUUGGAGGCACAAAUGGCUCUAAGAAAGUAAAUGAUCUUCAUGUAUUAGAUCUUGCUACCAAAGAGUGGAUACGCCCUCAAUGUAAGGGCACUUCCCCGUGCCCUCGCGAAAGUCACACUGCUACACUUAUUGGUGAUGAUAGGAUAAUAAUAUUUGGCGGCAGUGGUGAAGGAGAAGCAAAUUAUUUAAAUGAUUUGCACGUAUUAGACCUCAAGACUAUGAAAUGGAGUUCACCAGAGGUGAAGGGAGAUAUUCCUGUUCCUAGGGACAGUCACGGAGCUGUCACAAUAGGGAAUGAACUUUUUGUGUAUGGCGGUGAUCGUGGUGACAGGUAUCAUGGUAAUGUCGAUGUGCUUGAUACUGAUACAAUGACUUGGACCAAGCUUGUCGUUCAAGGAUCUUCGCCGGGUGUUAGAGCAGGUCAUGCUGCUGUGAACAAAGGGAAAAGGAUUUAUGUCAUUGGUGGGGUUGGAGAUAAACAUUACUACAAUGAUGUUUGGGUCCUUGAUGUGGUUACUUGUUCGUGGACUCAGCUUGAUAUGUGUGGCCAGCAACCUCAAGGGCGGUUUUCUCACACAGCUGUCGUUACAGACUCCGAUAUUGCCAUCUAUGGAGGGUGCGGAGAGGAUGAACGUCCUCUUAACGAGUUGCUGAUCUUGCAGCUUGGAGCAGAGGAUCCUGAUGGUCGUUAUAACACUUCCAUGUGCAAGAUUUUUGGGAAAUAUUGGAACCAUGAAAGGGGUAGAUCCCCUCGUACUAUGUUUUUGGGAGAUGGUGAAAUAGUCAGAAAGGGGGUUCAUGAACCAGAAUUAGAAACAAAACAAAGUUUUCUGUUAAGUUCAGAUACUCAAUAUCAAAAGAGGAAAAGAACUGCGAACUCAUCAUUUGAAGCUGACUCUGAACAAGAGGAGCACUCUCUUUCAGUUUCUCAACAUUCAUCUCCAUCACAAUCCGAUCAAGAGCAAACCCCAGUUAGAAAAGCUGCACAUUUUAUAACAACUGCUCAAGGAUUCAAUUUAUUCAACCAGUUAAAUCAAAUUCCAAUAAAUUUUCAACCUAAUAAUGAUGCUGCCUGUUACCAGAAAGAACCUGGAAAUGCAGUCCAAAGAAUUCCAUAUAAUCUCAAAAUUUUAAGAGAGAAAAGAAAACCAGAACAAUGUGUUCACGUUGUUCAUACAGGCAGCAGACAAGGAAUGCCUUGUCCAGCAGUAUUGGACGACAAACCUAAGAAUGGAGGCACUGUUCAAAACCUGAUCGGUGCUGAGGUAUGCGGUAGAGUUGAUGGAGCCUUUGACUCGGGUCUUCUAAUGACUGCAACUGUUAAUGGGAAGAUCUUCAGAGGAAUCUUGUUUGCACCUGGACCUGAAGUUGUAUCAAGAGGAGCUAGUCUAGCUCAAAAUCCUUCACGUCCAGCAAACCAAAUCAUAAAUGUUCAGCCAUUUACUAACUCAAAUCACAUGGAAUCCUCAAAGCCAUCGCGGCAGCCAACUAUAUUCCCGGUGCCAGAAUCCGGUCAGAGUUUCCGGCAGACUCAAAUGACAAGAACAUAUCCAGUAAUAAGUGCUUCUGCAUCAUUAGCUAAAGAACCAAAGCUGAGAAGUGAUCUUCAAGGAGUUGACCUAACACUUGGAGGACCUACUGCAAGUGAGCACGUUGAGCAACCAUUAGGUCAAUAACCCAGUGAUUGAAUGCCUGUAUAUUAGAGGUUGAUACCCUAACAAUUCUAUCUUUUUAAGGAUUUUCAAAAUUAAAAAAGAAAACUUUCUAA